Molecule: messenger RNA, 1390 nt
Organism: Olea europaea var. sylvestris
Lineage: Eukaryota; Viridiplantae; Streptophyta; Magnoliopsida; Lamiales; Oleaceae
Exons: 3
Coding region: 10-1275 (421 amino acids)
Source: RefSeq, a predicted model, not a curated record
UUAUGUAGGAUGGUCUUCGACCUAAAACAACUCCCCCAGUAUUCUUGUUUUGCUUACCUCUCAACUCGAGGAGGGUUUAGAAUCCCGAGGAUGCCUAGUUCCCUGAAGGGGUGGAAGGAUAAGUGGUUCUAUGCUAUACCUCAAGAUCCCGACGUUCCCUUUAGUCCUCGGUGGGGGGUUCCUGAUACUGCUAGGUUUUGUGGGGGUCAGGCAUACUUUGAAUCGUUGGAGAGGCAUAGGCAAAUGCUAGAGGAGCUCGAGCCCCUCGUUUAUGACUUGGAUGAUAUCCUCGGGGAUGAUAUCCUCGAGCUUGCAAACAUGAAAGGAAUCGAGGAAAUGACGUUUGAUCCAAGUGCCCUUCGUCAGGCAGUGAACAAAAAGUCCAAGGCUCCCCAGGCUCGGGCUCCCGGCCAGAGGAGGGGCCAGAAGAGACCUCGGGAUUCGAGGCAGGAAAGGCAGACCAGUGGGCCUGGGGAAUCUUCAAGGCCCCGAGGACCGUCUCCGGGAAUAGUGAGGACGGGAUCUCAGCAGCAGGAUCAUCAGGGGACUCCUCGGGAGUCUGUUCCUCGGGGACCUGUUGACGUGGUCGACCUCGAGGAUGGGAGCCUGCCACCGGGGUCUGCUAAUCCCGAGGGAUGCUCUCGGUGCCACUCAGUGCUCAGCAUCGUCGACAAAUACCGGGCAGAUGUCGACUUAAGCAAUGGCUUGAGGGCUCUUGAGGCUAUGGCCUUGAAGACACUGGGAAUAGCUCGGGGCCUUUCCUUGAAGGAAAAGGAUGAGUCUUCAAGAAUGGCCGACCUCGAGGGGGCCGUUUCUGCUCGGGAUCUAAGGAUUGCCGACCUCGAGGAGGAGCGCGCUCAGCUAUUGAGGGAGCUUGAGCAUAUGCAAAAUGAUCUACGCAGUGCUCAGGGUGAGGCCGGUACUGCGAAGGCUGAGGCUGAGCACUCCAAGCUUGAGCUCGAUCAGCUUAAAAACGAUUUUGAUGCGAAGCUGGCCAAUGCUCGAGAGGAAGCGAUCGAGGACUUCAAGAAGUCUGACGCCUUCAACGAGUUAAAGGGUGAUUAUGCUAUGGGCUCUUACUUUCAUGCCCUGAAGGAAGCUCGAGCUUUCAUGCGCCUGAGGCCGGAUGCUCGCCCUGAGGAUCUGAAGUCAAUCCCCGAGGUGGCUGAUGACCUUCAUCUUUCAGAGUCCGAAGAAAACGCUGGGGAUGAAGACGUCGAUAUCGAGGGCGAUGAUGCCGAGGAAGGCCAAGGCAGUCAGGACACCGACGCCUAAAUUUACCGAGCUUAUCCUGUAUUGUUAUUUUUUUGUAAUUGUAAAAUGCCCGAUCUUAAUGGAGAUUAUUUUUUUUCUUUUGAUCGAGCUUAUUUUGUAUUAUCGUCGUGUUUCU